This is a messenger RNA of Macrosiphum euphorbiae (potato aphid), 1656 nucleotides long. The record is from the annotation of a GenBank genome assembly. Lineage: Eukaryota; Metazoa; Arthropoda; Insecta; Hemiptera; Aphididae.
AUGUCACAGAACGGUGCUCCAGUUUUAGUGUUGAACACCAACACAAAAAGAAGAUUUGGACGUAAAGUUCAAAAAGAAAAUAUAGCUGCAGGUAAAGCAAUUGCAGAUGUGGUGCGCACCUGUAUCGGACCCAGAGCUAUGCUUAAAAUGUUAAUGGAUCCAAUGGGUGGAAUUGUAAUGACAAAUGAUGGAAAUGCAAUUCUAAGAGAAAUCACUGUCCAGCAUCCAGCAGCCAAGUCAUUUAUUGAGAUUGCUCGUACUCAGGAUGAAGAAGUUGGUGAUGGUACUACUUCAGUAGUAGUACUUGCAGGUGAAAUUUUGGGUGUUGCUGAACAAUUUUUGGAACAAAAAAUUCAUCCAACUGUAAUCAUUAAGGCAUACCGCCAAGUUCUUGAAGACAUGUUAAAUAUUUUAGAUAAAGAAUUUAGUAUCCCUUUACCUAUGGAUGAUGAAAAUAAACUGAUAGAAGUAAUUCAAUCAUGUAUAGGUACUAAAUUUAUUGGGACCUGGUCAGACUUAGCAUGCGGCAUUGCUUUGAAUGCUGUGAAAACAGUGAAAAUUAAAGAGGAAGGCCGUACUGAAAUUGAUAUAAAAAGGUAUGCCAAGGUAGAGAAAGUGCCGGGCGGUGCAAUUGAAGAUUCUGAAUUAUUAAAUGGCAUUAUGUUAAAUAAAGAUAUAACACAUCCUAAAAUGAGAAGAUUAAUCAAAAACCCUAGAAUUAUUCUUUUAGAUUGUUCCUUGGAGUUCAAAAAAGGUGAAAGUCAAACAGAUGUGGAAAUUGUUAAAGAAACUGAUUUCACUAGGCUAUUACAGAUUGAAGAAGAGUACAUAGAACAAAUGUGCAAUGACAUUAUUGCAUUGAAACCAGAUUUAGUAUGUACUGAAAAAGGAGUAUCUGAUUUGGCACAACAUUACUUAAUGAAAGCAAAUAUAUCCGUGCUUAGACGUUUAAGAAAAUCUGAUAACAAUCGUAUUGCAAGAGCUUGUAAUGCUGCAAUAGUAACACGAACAGAUGAACUUCGUGAAAUCCAUGUUGGUACUGGAGCUGGUCGAUUUGAAAUUAAAAAAAUUGGUGACGAAUAUUUCACAUUUAUUACUGAAUGCAUCAAUCCAAAAGCCUGUACAAUAUUACUUAGGGGACCAAGCAAGGAUAUAUUAAAUGAGGUUGAGAGGAAUUUACAAGACGCUUUGCAUGUGGCUAAAAACAUUAUGUUAAACCCAAGAUUGGUUACAGGUGGUGGUUCCAUUGAAAUGGCCAUAUCGCAGGCAUUGGUGAAAAAAAGCUCAAAUAUAGCAGGUGUUGUCCAGUGGCCAUAUAAAGCUGUUGCACAAGCAUUAGAAGUGAUACCACGUACUCUUUUGCAAAAUUGCGGAGUUAGCACUAUAAGGACAAUGACAUCAUUAAGAGCCAAACAUACAAUCAAAGGCAAUGAGUAUUGGGGUAUUAAUGGUGAAACUGGAGAAAUGUCCAACAUGAAGGAUCUAAAGAUAUGGGAACCAAUUGUGGUUAAAUCUCAAGUAUAUAAAACUGCAAUUGAGACUGCCAUAUUAUUGGUGCGAAUUGAUGAUAUUGUAUCGGGAACUAAGAAGAUUGGUGGAGAUGAUGGACAGCCAAAACCAUCUGCACAGCCAACUGAAGAAUCUAUGAAGGAAUAG